Messenger RNA from Paralichthys olivaceus (Japanese flounder), 2274 nucleotides. RefSeq names its product occludin a (gene oclna). The record is from RefSeq and is a predicted model, not a curated record. Gene Ontology annotation, biological process: bicellular tight junction assembly. Lineage: Eukaryota; Metazoa; Chordata; Actinopteri; Pleuronectiformes; Paralichthyidae. Gene Ontology annotation, cellular component: apical plasma membrane; cytoplasmic vesicle; bicellular tight junction.
GUAACACCUGCGGGGGGCGGGGUUUGUGCGGCCUCAGAUUUGGGUGUGACUGUUGUUGGUCUCUGCUGCAGUUUCAGUCGAACAGGUGACACGCUGAGCAACAGAUUUGAUUGGAUUUUAACAGGACAGCACUCAGUGGAUCCAGCAGCAAUGUCCUCGGGGCCCAAUGGGAGUCCACCUCCCUACGAGGAAGAGGGAUAUAACGCCGCCCCGCAGACGGCCUAUUCUUACUACCCAGAUGAUGAGUUCCAGCAUUUCUACCGCUGGACGUCUCCGCCAGGCAUCCUCAAAAUCAUGUCCAUCAUAGCCAUCGUGAUGUGCGUCGCCAUAUUUGCUUGCGUAGCCUCCACUCUGGCUUGGGACACCCAGGGAGGCCUGUCUGGCUUUGGGGGUUUGGGGGGCUACGGAGGAGGUUACGGAGGCGCCGGCGGGUAUGGCGGCGCUGGGGGGUAUGGCGGCGCCGGCGGAUAUGGCUCCUUUGGAGGCGGUGCCUAUGGAGCUGGAAACAGCUAUGGCUAUGGUGGCAUCGGAGGAAACUACAAUGACCCCCGAUCAGGCAAAGGGUUUAUCAUUGCCAUGGCGGCCAUCACCUUCAUCGCCUGCCUGGUCAUCUUCAUCAUCAUUGUGUCCCAUCAGAGCCUAUCAGAGAGCAGAAGGUUCUACCUAGCAGUGAUAAUCAUCUGUGCCAUCCUAGCACUGCUAAUGUUUAUUGCCGCCAUAGUGUACUUGAUGGCAGUGAACCCCAUGGCGCAGUCCUCUGGGUCGGUCUAUUCCAACCAGAUUGCUGGCCUGUGUGCUCAGUACCAACGACCACAGGUUUCAGGAAUGUUGGUCAAUCAGUACCUCUACCACUACUGUGUGGUGGAACCGCAGGAGGCCAUCGCUGUGGUGUGUGGCUUCCUGGUCGCCAUCGCUCUGAUCAUCAUGCUCGUCUUUGCUCUGAAGACCCGCCAGAAAAUUGGAAACUUUGGCAAGAGCAACAUUCUGUGGAGGAGAGUGAAGGUUAUCGACGAGAUGGCGCCACCUCAGGAUGUGGAGGCAUGGGUGAACAAUGUGUCCGCUCCCCAUGAAGAGCUCCCGAUGGGAGAGUACCCUGAGAAGAUGAGAGGCUCCAGGAGCCACCUGGAUGAUGAGAGCACAAACUACGACAAACCUCACUACAACUACUCGCCACAGCCUCCUGUGGAAAUCAAUGCGCCUUUGCUGAACGGGGCUCCCUACAGCAGUAACUCAGAGGUGGCCAGCUCGGCUGGACGGCAUAAGAGGAGGCGCGCGGGCCGUCCUCGCCGCGCUGAUGGACAGGACUAUGACACCGACUAUAACUCCUCAGGAGACGAGCUGGACGAAAAUGAUUUUGACAGUGAAUUUCCUCUGAUCGUGAACGAGAAGGACCGCAACGACUACAAGCAUGAAUUCGACCGCGAACACCAGGAGUACAAGGACCUGCAGGCGGAGCUGGACGCCAUCAAUAAGAAUCUGUCAGAUGUGGACAGAGAGCUGGACGACCUGGAGGAGGGGAGCCCACAGUACCUGGAUGCCUUGGAUGAGUACAACAGGAUAAAGACCAUCAAAAAGUCUGCAGAUUAUCAGAUGAAGAAGCGCAGGUGUAAAUAUCUGAAGUCCAAACUGAACCACAUCAAGAAGAUGGUCAGUGAUUAUGAUCACAGGGCCUGAACAAAAUCUGGCAGGGGGGGACUGAACCCCUGUCUCGACGUGACAGCUUGGAGAGUUUUGGGACCGUAGCAGACUGUAGAGGACGGAGCUGCUACAUCGAACGCGGAAGCUUCCUAAGUGUGUUUGAGCUGAUUGCUGUUGAAACUCUGCAAAGGUUGUUUUUACUUUGGAAGGACAGAACAUUAUUCUGUCUGGUAUUAUGCCGCUGUUUGUAUUAUGAGCGUCUCGUGACAUAGGUACUGUUUUCUGUAUUUAUUUUACUCAGUGUGAUCGAAACAUAGUAGUCUAGUAGAGGAGUUCUGCUACUAGAUUGUGGACUAUAUGCAAAUCCCUGUUUGAUUUUUAAAAUCUUUUAAUCCUCAUUUUUAAUCCACUCAUUUUUUUUUAUCAGCAAUAUAAACAUGUAAAUAAUUGGGAAACACUUAUGUUUUUAAUGUUUUUAGCAGUUGCUUAAAGUAAGUUCACAUGUGUUCAGUGUGUUUCAGACACAUGAUGCUUUUAUUGAUGUUAUUAUACAUACUGAUGUACUUUGACAAUCACUUGUGAUGUUUUUUAUCAGAAUAAAUUCAAUUAAUAAACACAUGUUGUUGCUGUUGUUAC